Molecule: messenger RNA, 2638 nt
Organism: Aricia agestis (brown argus)
Lineage: Eukaryota; Metazoa; Arthropoda; Insecta; Lepidoptera; Lycaenidae
Gene: Caspase1
Product: caspase-1-like
Exons: 1
Coding region: 186-1076 (296 amino acids)
Biological process (GO): proteolysis; apoptotic process
Cellular component (GO): cytoplasm
Source: RefSeq, a predicted model, not a curated record
UCGCCAUAUUCUGUUGUACGCUGUCAAGAGUCGAACGUCGUUAUUUGCGUCAUCUUCGUUUGUAUUGCCCGAAAAUACGAAAUCAAAAAGUGUUUUACAAAGACUAAUUAAUAAACAGUGAUCGUUUCCAAUAUUCUAUUGAUUUAUCUUUGCGUAAAAAGAAUAUUUUCAAACGUGUGAUUAAAAUGGCGGAUUGUGAAGCUCACAACAAUGGUGAUGAGAAUAAAGAACAAAGACCCAACGGAGGUGGCGACGAGGGAGAUGCAUGGGGAAGCCGAGAUUUCUCCUCAGGUCGAUCGGUCGCGAAAAUGCCUGUGGAAAGAAACGCUCCGUACUACAACAUGAAUCAUAAAAAUCGAGGUUGGGCUCUCAUCUUCAACCACGAGUCGUUUGAUGUUCACAAUUUGAAGAAACGCGUCGGAACUAGCGCCGAUAGUAGCAAUUUAGCAAAAGUUUUGGUAUCUUUGGGAUUCCGUGUGUCCGUGAUGGACGAUAAGACAGUUUCCGAGGUUCAUAAGUAUCUUCAAGACGUCGCCGAAAUGGACCAUACUGACAACGAUUGCCUCAUCAUCACUGUCCUCACGCACGGUGAAAUGGGUAUGUUGUACGCUAAAGAUGCUCACUACAAGCCUGAAAAUCUAUGGCACUACUUUACAGCCAACAAUUGCCCUACACUUGCUGGAAAACCCAAGUUGUUCUUCAUUCAAGCUUGUCAAGGUGAUCAGUUGGAUGCUGGGACGACUCUCGUGAACAGAACAGAGACCGACGGCUCCUCUAGUAUGUCCUACAGAAUUCCUAAUCAUGCAGACUUUUUGAUUGCAUUUUCUACCGUACCCGGCUACUACUCCUGGCGAAACACAACUAAAGGAUCUUGGUUUAUGCAAGCUCUGUGCGAGGAAUUGCGUUAUUCGGGAACUGAACGGGAUAUACUUACUCUGCUUACAUUUGUGUGUCAGAGAGUGGCGCUUGAUUUCGAAUCCAAUACUCCUGAUAUGAUGUUAAUGCACCAGCAGAAGCAGGUUCCAUGUAUCACCAGCAUGCUCACUAGAUUGCUAGUAUUUAAGAAAAAACAUUAGUCAUUUCAUAUUUGUUACUAAUUUUUUAUUCCUUUUUAUUUUUAGUACCAUAAUUAUGAGAAAAUAGUGUUUCAUCUAAUUAUUGAUCAUCUAUUUGGCCUUUAAAUAUCAUUUUAUUUAAGCUAAUUGACUGAAGUCAAUGCAACUUUGAUCUCGGUGCAGGAAAGAGAUUUAAGUGUUGUGCAUUUAAUAUUUAGUUUAAGUAGCAUUUCUCUAAAGCAAAAAAAAAGUAUUUCUCUUUGUGUAAUCACCAUGUUUGUAGAAUAUAUAGAAAAUUUGUUAAAUGCAUAAUAUUAUUACAGCAUAGUAAUAAUAAUAAUAAUUAAGGUGAUUUUAGAAGUAAUUGUCGCAGCAAUGUAAAACAUUUUUGUAUCUAGAAAUGCACAAACUAAAUAAGACAUUAUGCUCAAUUGUAUGUAUUAUUAUUAAAAAAAAUAUUAAUUGAUAUAGAAAAUAGCGCUUUGUAUGCAUUUUUGUUCAAAAGAACAUAAAAAGUACUUAAAGAAUAAUAUUUUUAUGUAUUUAAAUAUGCAAUAUUAUAUUUAGUAUUGUAUGUGGUACAUAUCAUUUGUACACAUAAUGGGCUCAAUUUUUUUACUUUUUUAUACAACAAUGCUUGAUCAAUUACCUAAAUGACAUAAAAGAUUACAAAAUAAUAUUAUCAAACUAUCGCCUCAUAUUAUCAAGUAACAUCAUAGAAAGACAUUUGCCAUAAUUUUUUGUUGCUAGUAAAGGCACCAUAAUAUUUUGGCUGCCAUAAUAUUUGAAUGAUUUAGAAAUUAAUGUUUGUUUUGUUGUUUUUAAUUUUAAUUUAGUUUAUUAAAUGUGCCGAUUCAACGGGUUAUAUCCAGAGUACUGCCAAUUGUUAAAAUACAUUGCCAUUUCUUCUGUAGGUUUUACGAAAUUUUAGGGAUUGCAAACCCUUUUUUUGUAUUUUACCAACGCAAUAGAACUGUAUCCUGAGUAUUGCCAAGUGUUUAAAAUACAUUACCAUUAUUCUGUAUAGUUUAUGGAAUACCAGGGAUUGCAAACUUUUUUUUUUAAAUCAACUACCUUUUUUUACAGUCAUAAUAUUGUCCCAGCAAAAAUAUUAUGUAACUUUUUAAUGUGAUUUUGUAUGACUAAUAAUUUCGAAGUUUUAUUAAAAUGUUUUUUGUCACAAUAUCAAAGAGUGACACAAUUAUUGUUAUUAGAUUAUUACUAUUUAAGUAUAGGUUUGCAAUCCUAACCAUACUUAUUAAGAUUGCAAGAUCAAAUUCUAUUUAAGAUUUAGUACAAAUGUUUUAGAACAUUUGAUUAUAAUAGUAACUUUACUUUACUCAGAUCUGUAUGGAGAAUUGUGAUAUAUACGACUGAAUUUAGAGUACCGUAUAUUUACAGAUACAAAUGGAGGAAAAUAGUGUCGGUCCCGUUAAAAGUGUGCCUUGGAGAUAGCAUCCGUUUAUAUGUAUUUCCGGAGCCAAAAAUCCUCAUAGAUUUGAGUGACGUAAAAAAUAUGUAUGUAAGUAACUUUAAUAAAAAUAUUUUUGUAUUUGAUUUAAGCAAUAAAUCUUUCAAUUUUA